ACCAGACGCGGUGGCGUACGACGGACGGAAGGGGAAGCUCUCUUCACAAGGUCUUCAACUGCAAUCAAUUUUCCGCAUCAGGGGCGCAUGGUCGAUUGAAACGUGACCUUUCGUGACUGUCAAGCUGUUAAACUGUCACUGCCGAGACUGAGUCUUCAGAAGGACAAUACAUUCUACCACCACGAACUUGAUCUCUCCCCGCGCAAGUUAUUGAGAACCUUGACGACUGCACAAUCAACCAGCCCUUGAGCUCCCUGCGACAACUCCCACCAUGCCCCUCGGCAUUCAGCGCAUCAACGCCAAAAAGUCGCAUCCCAAUGACCGAAUAAUAUUCAUCAAGCCCCUCAAAGGGCCGGACGAAGCCAUAGCGCAAGACUUCCUAGAGAGGAUAGCAGCGCAAUGCCUCCCCAUAAUGAAAGCCAACCAUCUCUCCAUCACCUCCCUAGAAGAGUAUGAACCCAACCGCGAGUUCGUCGGCCGCAACUUCAACGCCGGCGAAGUUAUUCAGCUCGUCCUCAAGUCCCUUUCGGGCCACUGGCUGCCCUUCAACUACGUGCAAAUGGUCAUGAUGCACGAGCUCGCUCACUGCAAGCAGAUGAAUCAUUCGCGCGCCUUCUGGGCCGUGCGCAACAACUACGCCGACGAGAUGCGCCUGCUUUGGGGUAGGGGUUACACGGGCGAAGGAUUGUGGGGCAGGGGAGCGCUGCUUUCCACGGGCGAGUGGGAGAGGAACACCGUGCAACCCAGUGAAGGGCUGCCGGAGCACUUGUGUGGUGGAACGUAUAGGAGUCGGGGGAGGAAGAGGAAGGCGAAGGCUUCUAAGCCGAAGUUGAGUUACAAGGAGCAGAAGGAACGGAGGAUACUGAAGAAGUUUGGCGCAAAUGGGGUUAAAUUGGGGGAGGAUGAGAAGGUCAAGAAGGAGUUGGAGGGCGGGAAGAAAGUGGUGGCAAAGCCGAGGGUGGCGGGCAGUGCGAGGGGCAGGGAGUUGAGGGCUGCGGCAGCAUUGGCGAGGUUUGAGGGGCUCAAGAAGGAGAAGGAGGAAGAGGAGAAGGUGAAGCAGGAGGAGUUUGAUGAGGAUGAGACGGGCAGUGGAACGGAGAGUGAGGAGUAUGAAGAUGAAGAUGAUCAGGAUGGUGUGGCUGCUGUGGAUAUUAACGGGAAGAAGUUGCUGGAUGGCAAGGGUAGGGGAAUGAUCAAGGUCUGUGAGGAUGAGAAUCCCGAGGAUCAGGAUGCUCAGAGGGAGUUGAGAGAGUUGAUGGGUUUCAAUGAUGGCGCAAGGAAUUCAACACCCCGGCAGCCUGUUAUCAAGGCCGAACCAUCGCCAACGGAUACCGGGAUACCGAAGAAUAUUAUCCAAGCUCCAGUUAUAUCCCAAAAGAACAGAAAAGAGAAUUUAGGGGAAGAUGCAAGACGGAAGGUCUCACAGAUCCGAUCCACCGUUCAAACUAUGAACAAGAACCACCAUGCCUCCACGACAACAGAGAAACCUCCAGGGGUAAAACCCGACCCAAGUCGCCCACCGCAAAAGAAGGAAAACAUAUCCCCCUCAUCAAUCCCAAAGUCUACCCCCGAAGCCGAACCAAAACCUCCAUCUUCGAGAACCUGUCCGAUAUGCUCAUUCGCCAACGAGCCCACUUGCAUUACCUGCACAAUGUGCGCCAACGUCCUUGACCCAAAGAACGUGGUUGGAUCCUGGGCAUGUACCAGUCAGACAUGUCAGGGGAGCCAGUAUCGCAAUGCUGGGGACUGUGGUGUUUGUGGUGUGUGUGGCGAGCGGAAGCGAGGAGGAACAGGAUGA
Neurospora crassa OR74A is the source of this 1798-nucleotide messenger RNA. Its product is annotated as WLM domain-containing protein. NCBI's taxonomy places the organism in Eukaryota, Fungi, Ascomycota, Sordariomycetes, Sordariales, Sordariaceae. The record is from RefSeq and is a predicted model, not a curated record. Bases 272 to 1798 code for a protein of 508 amino acids. The transcript has 2 exons.